Molecule: messenger RNA, 4619 nt
Organism: Conger conger (European conger)
Lineage: Eukaryota; Metazoa; Chordata; Actinopteri; Anguilliformes; Congridae
Gene: gnpda1
Product: glucosamine-6-phosphate deaminase 1
Exons: 6
Coding region: 2504-3340 (278 amino acids)
Biological process (GO): D-glucosamine catabolic process; N-acetylglucosamine catabolic process; N-acetylneuraminate catabolic process
Cellular component (GO): cytoplasm
Molecular function (GO): glucosamine-6-phosphate deaminase activity; identical protein binding
Source: RefSeq, a predicted model, not a curated record
UUGGUGCAGAAGAGCAUUCCCUACACAAAUGGAGGUGCAAUUGAACUCUUUAACACUCAAAGAUGCUUUACAUAGGAAAGUGAAGUACAGGAGAGAAAGAAACGCUGAAAUGUUCAAAUGGUGGUGUGGUAAAUAACUCCAAUGGGGAAAAAUGUCUGGUGAAACCCAGUUAUAGAGGGGUACCCAUCCACUGCUUGCUGGUCUGGUAUAAUUAUAAAAAUAGAAUAAAUGGUAACACAUGUAAUGUGGGAUAUCACAGCAAAUGAUAAACCAAACCAUGGACAUGUUACUGUCUGCGGUAUUAAACUAGCUGUAAAUAGACAGUCCAAGCAAAGAUACUAUGUAUAUUAAUCUCCUUUUAUGCGUCUAUUUCAAUGCCAAAUACAGCAUUGGUAUAUCUGACCAAAAUGUUGCACCUUCAAAAAAAUACUAAUUACUAAUACUUUCCCAGUCUUCAAUCCUCCACUUUUUGUGCUCUGGACAUGCAUUAUAUUUACAUUACAUUACAGUCAUUUAGCAGACGCACUUAUCCAGGGCAACGUAGAAUAAGGUGCCAAUCUGAACCAGGGACACAAGUGCAUUGAAGCCCAGAUGUGCACACUGUCACCUCAUCUUCCUGUUCUUGACAUUUCUGUAUUAUUAAUGUAUAAUUCAAUUAUACUCAUAUUUUGAGAUACUGGAUUUGUGUACUGUAUGCUGUAAUUAUCAAGAUUAAAACAAAAACAGCUUUAAAUAUUUCACUUUAUGUGUAACAAAUCUAGAAUAUCUGAAAAUAUAUGCUUGUGAACACAAACACCAUGCUCUGCCAACCAGUGAAUCAUGUCGCUGCAACUCAAUAUUAUAAAAUUAUGGAAAUUUUCCACAAUAUUCAAAUUUUUUGAGAUGCACCUGUACUCUUCAACAUUAUAUGGGGAUGGAUAUCUAGGGGUCAAAAACCUCUCUGAAAUGGAAUUAAAUUAUUUUUGUCCAAUAUAAAAAUACAUUUGCCCCCUAUGAUGGUUUAAGAUGAAAACAUUGAUAUACUAAAAAGUAAUGAAAAAGCAUGACAAGCUGUGGUACACACACUAAAUAUGUAAUCAUUCACUCUUGUAACACAAUAAACACCAUGUUUGGUGUACUCUGCAGAAUGUUAUCUUUUGUUGUAUGCCCUGGAAUUACAUUUUAGUAUGUAUAAGUAUAGCCCAUGGAGAUACUAACACCCCAUAGUCUACAUUGUGUAUGAUACGAUUACAGUAAAAUAGUACCCUACCAUCAGGAAAAUGCUGGCAAUAUCGAAGCUUCACAGCAAAAUUAGUGCAUCAAACAUGACACAUGACUGAGCCACUUUCCCACACCCAUGUGGCCACUGUUCCCGAUGCUAACAUACCAAGAGACUCAACAUUUUCGGCAAAUAUCCAGUGCUGUUCUCCAACAGCUCCUAGCAUCCAGCUACCUGCCUGUUAGACCCCACCCCUCUUGCCCUUCAGUCCUGUAAAACUGAUUGUGUCCUCAGUGAAUUAAGCAGGCCUGAGUCACACCCUUACUUAAAAAGGCAGCCAUAGCCUUAUCCAAAACUACUAACCGGAAUCUCUCCUCCCUUUCCUCUUGGAAACUACUACAGUCGUAUCCAUUGACUGAAAGCAGCCUCCUCGACUCUAAUCAGUCAGCCUUUAAGGAUAGCCCCUCAAUGGAGAUGCGAACUAGAAACUUGUCUGUACAAACUGAAUCUUGGUUCUGCAAACCUUGAUCCUUGUGCUUUUAUUCUGGGUUAAAAACCCCUAAUCCCACUUAUCACACUCUGUAACCUUAAGUAUAUACACUAUACCCUCAAAUCAAUUUGAUAUAAAGGACUACGUUGUCAAUUUCCUUCUUUGUAUGGCGCUUAAUAUUUGGUUGUUAGAAAAGUAAACAAAUGUUAAUGUUUGUACUUGUCAACAGCAUGAAUACACACUUGAUGCUUCAUGGGGUUUUUGUCGUUGCAACACAUUAAAACAGCAAUGUAUUUAUUUUGUUUGUUGAUCUAGUCCUCAUAUACCUGAUGGCUAUGAUGUAAUGUUGCUUAUGUAGCAUUUAUAACAGCCUCACCCAUACCUGCCAUAUGAUAUGACUAGUUUUUUUAUGGUUUAAGAAAAGAGGGAGGGAAAGCAACUGAAUAAGAUAUUACUAAUGGAGCAGUUAUUCUAAGUUUAUUUAGAUAAAUGAACAUUACUGGGAUAAAUAAAUCACUCAAAACAACCUUUAAACUUAUGCAUUUAGUGCAGUCAAACACAUUUUCUUGUGCAAAUGUUUGGAGCCUGCAUGUUUAUAGUUCUUGUAUUAACUUAAUACAGGCAUCAUCUAUGGCCUGAACAUUGACUGGUGUUCCAGUUUCACCUGUUUAAUGGGGCUAAAGUCUGAAUGAGGUGGGGCAGAACUUCAAGCAAGCUGUAUUGUCUGGCAAGUUCUCAAACUGCAGCUUUUCUUUUACUUUAGCAGCAACGAGUACGUUUUUCAGGAUUACAUUUUUGAUAUCAAGUUUUGGAAAAUGAAACUCAUUAUCCUUGAUGAAUAUGACAAGGCAAGCGAAUGGGCAGCGAAAUACAUCAGGAACAGAAUCCUUCUGUUUAAUCCAGGGCCGGACAGACUCUUUACUUUAGGUCUCCCCACAGGAAGUACACCACUAGGAUGCUAUAAGAAACUGAUUGAGUUCUUUAAAAAUGGCGAGAUCUCCUUUAAGUAUGUAAAGACCUUCAACAUGGAUGAGUAUGUGGGAAUUCCCAGAGAUCAUCCAGAAAGUUAUCAUUCAUUUAUGUGGAAUAACUUCUUCAAGCACAUCGAUAUCCGCGCAGAGAACACCCACAUUCUGGACGGCAACGCUGCUGAUCUAGAGGCAGAGUGCCGGGAUUUUGAAAGCAAGAUCAAAGCUGCCGGAGGCAUCCAGCUUUUUGUCGGAGGUAUUGGACCUGAUGGCCACAUUGCCUUCAAUGAACCGGGCUCCAGUCUGGUGUCUCGAACCCGGGUAAAGACAUUAGCCCUGGAGACCAUCCUGGCCAAUGCUCGGUUCUUUGAUGGCGACCUCUCCAAAGUCCCCACCAUGGCCCUCACUGUGGGGGUGGGCACCGUCCUGGAUGCCAAGGAGGUGUUGAUCCUCAUCACGGGAGCGCAUAAGGCAUUCGCCCUCUACAAAGCCAUUGAAGAAGGCGUGAAUCACAUGUGGACGGUGUCGGCGUUCCAGCAGCACCCGCAGACUAUCUUUGUGUGUGACGAGGAUGCCACCCUGGAGCUACGUGUGAAAACUGUCAAGUACUUCAAAGGAAUGAUGUCGAUGCACAAUAAACUGGUGGAACCCCUCCAAACAACAGAGAAGUCUCAGAAACCAUAGUGACUGAAAUGGAUACAGUUUGCGACACCCAUUAUGAACAGUACUAAAUGUUCUGAAAAUAAGAGAGUAAUUAUUAUAAUUCAGAAUUUGCUCACAUCAAAACACCAUAUGCCUUUUUAUCGUUUGCCAUGGUCAUUGAGGCCGUACCAAUUUUUGAUGGCAUGUCAUCUAUUAAAAUAAUCUGUGACAUGUUGUAACAUACUAGGCAGAAAAUAUAAAGGCUUCAGAUGGAAAGCAUGUUAUUAAGUAAUCAUUGACAAAGUUUAUCUCCACAAGUAUGCACUAUGAAAAAUAAAAGUAAUACUUGAGACUGCUGAUGUAGGUUUGCCUUUGUUAAUAUGUAGCAAGUCAGUGGUCUGGUCCUGGAGUCUUCAUAAUAGAGCUUAGCUCAGUCUCAAAUUAUUUUGCUGCCCUGUUUUUCUGGCACUGAUACCGAUACCAAAGAAGAGUAAAAAUUUUCAUUAAUUUUCUUUUCCUGGUAUAAAUGUUGCAUACAGAUUUCAUAGCUAUCACAAAGCAUAACAUCCCAUGUAUUUGAAACAUUUACAGAUAGAUAUGCAUUUAACUGCUGUGUAAUUAUCCAAUGAAUACAACAGUUAAGCAAUGACUGGCAAAAAAAGGGAAAAUAAGCACAAAAAUGGAAAAGCGCAUUUAUUAUAUGAAUGAUUUCUCAUCUUAACUGCGUUAUAAGCGAUUACAAUAAACUUACCAUUUUUCCUGUACAAUAGCAUUAACAUCAUAUCUAUCGGAGUACAAAUGUGAAGGUUUUUAAAAGUACCACACACACACAAAAAAAAAAACUUAUAUUCCAACAUUUGAUCUACUGGGUGAAAAGAUAGACAAUUACUACAGAGGAGAUAUAAUACAGAAUAAAAAACUAUUUCUUUUUUUUUACUAAUAGACUUCGUUCUUUACACUGGAAUACAUUUACAUAAUUGAAAUACAAGCAAAAGAAAAGCAUAUGCCAGUGAAUACUUAUUUGCCCUUAAUGAUCACUUAAUUGCAUGUAUUUUAUAAUCUAUAAAAUCAUUUUUAUCCACUUUAGGGUAGUGCAAAUUUUCAGGCUCUAAUUAACUGAUUACUUUCACACACAGUAUACUUUUUUAGGGAUUGGCUGAUUUUCAGUUAUUACAAGAAAAACAAGUUACAACAAUGAAAAAAAAAAAAAAAAAAAACCCAACAAAUUCAUUAUUGAUAAUGAUGAGCUUUACCUUCUGUUUAUCGGCUUUGGUCAUUGUUGUUCCGUGAUAUAUAAAAUAAAUAAAAAUUAUAUGUAAAA